This is a messenger RNA of Lathyrus oleraceus (garden pea), 4203 nucleotides long. RefSeq lists its product as uncharacterized. Gene Ontology annotation, molecular function: aspartic-type endopeptidase activity. The record is from RefSeq and is a predicted model, not a curated record. NCBI's taxonomy places the organism in Eukaryota, Viridiplantae, Streptophyta, Magnoliopsida, Fabales, Fabaceae. Bases 1 to 4203 code for a protein of 1400 amino acids. Gene Ontology annotation, biological process: proteolysis. The transcript is spliced from 5 exons.
AUGGCCGAGCAAGAGCAAGAGAUGGAAAGAGUGAAUGAAGAGCUUACAGAUCUACGUGGGAAUAUAGGUCAAAUCAUGGAGAUGUUGCAAGUAAUACGUGCAAAGAUGGAUACUCAACCCACAAUUGUUUCUGAGAUCGUCAAUCCGGUGAUUACUCCUCAGUCAACAGUUACUACUCCAGCAACUUGGCCUCCCUUUGGUCUUCCUUAUGGUUUUGUGCCUCCUCCUCAAGGACAGUCCACUCAACACACAGUCCCAUUAACUACUGAAGUUAAUCAAGUGAUUCCUACUUUUGCACCCACUGCCAUGCACACUCGAGUUCAACCGUACUUCGAUGAUCAUCAACAAGUGUAUGAUAUACCUGAUAUGUCUGAAGAAGGUGAUGAAAGACAUGAAAAGCUGAGAGAAAAUGUUGAAACCAUUGAGAAAAGGCUGAGAGCAAUGGAAGGUGAUCAGAUCUUUGGUGCUGCUGCCAGAGAAAUGUGUCUUGUAUCUGGAUUAGUGAUCCCCGCAAAAUUCAAGAUACCCAACCUUGAUCAAUAUGAAGGAGCUACUUGUCCCAAAAGUCACCUCAUCAUGUAUUAUAGAAAGAUGGCAGCUCACGUGGACAAUGACAAACUCAUGAUCCACUGUUUCCAAGACAGUUUGAAAGGUGCCUCUUCCAAAUGGUACUUAACCCUUGAUCAGACUCGCAUCCGUUGUUUCCAAGAUUUGUCUGAUGCUUUCAUCAAACAAUACAAGUACAACAUGGAUCUAGCCCCCGAUAGAAGGCAAUUGUUGAGCAUGUCCCAAAAGGAUUCUGAAUCCUUUAAAGAAUAUGCACAAAGGUGGAGAGAGACUGCAUCUCAAGUGGAACCUCCAUUAACAGAAAAAGAAUUGGCAGAUUGGUUCGUCGACACAGUGCGACCAGAAUUUUUUGAAAGGAUGGUGGGAAGCGUGACUGCAAGUUUUUCUGACUUGGUGGCCGUGGGUAUCAAAGUGGAACUUGGCUUAAAAAAUGGCAAGAUGAUUAUUUCAGCUAGUAAUUCCAACAAUAACAACAAUACCAAGAAAUUAUCUAGUAGUUUCCAUAAGAAAAAGGAAGGAGAAACAAAUGCAGUGAUGGGUAGUAGAAGAAAGAAUCAGCCUUGGAAAAAGCAACAAUAUUUUGCUCAACAACAUUAUGUUCAACAACCACAAUUUUCUCAACAGCCGUAUGUAGCAGCUAUUGCACCAACUUUCAAUCAGCAAGUCCCAAUGCAUCAGUCGACUCAAGUAGCUCCGAUCUUUCAAACAACACCCAACGUUCCAACUUAUCAACAAGCGCCCAACGUUCCAACUUAUCAACAAGCGCCCAACGCUCCAGCUUAUCAACAAAGGACUCCAGCUCCGCGCCAAAAUGCUCCAUUCCAAAAUAGAAGACAAGGUGGAAAACCUCCGAUUCCUCAAAUUCCUAUGUCUUACACUGAAUUAUAUCCGUCAUUGUUGAAGAAAGGGUUAGUUGUUCCGAGACCUUUGGGACCUCCACCAGAUCCUCUCCCACCAUAUUACAAUCCCAAUGCACAUUGUCUGUUCCAUGAAGGUGCCCCAGGGCAUGAUUUGGAAGGUUGUUAUGCCUUAAAACAUAUUGUGAGGGAAUUGAUUGAGAAAAAGAUUCUUUCAUUUGGGGAUACCAGUCCAAAUGUCAAAAACAAUCCUCUGCCUGCCCAUGGGUCUGUCAAUGCUAUUGAUGAUGAGCCUAAUGAAGGUCUGAUUCUUGAUGCAACCAAAAUCAAGACUCCUCUCAGAGAUUUUCAUGCAAAGUUAGUGGAGGCAGGUUUAUUGAAAAUUUGCCAUAAGAGUUGUGAAGAAUGUACUAUUGGUCCUAAAGGAUGUGAAAUGGUCCGAAAGGAUAUUCAAGAAUUGAUUAACCAAGGUGUGUUGCAAGUAAGCAGUCGUAUGAAAAAGAAUGAGGUAGCAGUGAUUGAACCCAUCUUCAAUCUACCUGAGUUAAGUACUACAACACCAAUCUUCAACAUUCCAGAGCCAAUAUUCAACGUUCUAGAUUCUACUGUUGUUCAGCCAAUUUUCAACAUUCCAGAAUCAGUUGAACCAAUCUUCAAUAUGCCUAAUCCAGUGGUUGUCCAAAGGCCUAGAUCUUUUCCUUUUGAGAAUACUAAAGCAGUUCCUUGGAAGUAUGAUACAUCUGUGGUUAACCAAAGGUCUGACAAAGAAGGUCAUAAAGAAGGUCUGAGUAUUGCAAGCACUGAUAUAGCAGUGGGAAGUAGAAUGACCCGCAGUGGUCGCAUUUAUACCCCUCAGGUCAACUUGGCUCCACCAAAUCCACCGAAAGAAACCACCACUACUGUUACCGGCAAAGGCAAAGAGGUAAUCACAAUUGAUGAAGACGCUGAAUUUCUGAGGAUUAUCAAGAAGAGUGAUUACAAGAUUAUUGAUCAGCUGCAUCAAACUCCUUCAAAGAUAUCCAUUUUGUCUCUUCUCAUGAGCUCUCCAGCUCAUAGGAGUGCCUUGCAGAAAUUGUUAGCUCAGGCUCAUGUCACUCACGACAUUACUAUUGAUCAAUUUGAUGGGGUCAUUGCCAACAUUACAGCAUGCAACCAUCUCAGCUUCAGUAGAGAAGAUUUGACGAAGGAUGGUCAAGACCAUAAUCGUGCUUUGCACAUAUCUGUGAAAUGCCAAGAAGAUACCCUAGCAAGAGUCCUUGUGGACACUGGCUCCUCUCUGAAUGUUUUACCUAAGAGGACACUGGCUAAGUUGGCAUAUCAAGGGACUGAGAUGAGGCCAAGCGCAUUGAUUGUCAAGGCAUUUGAUGGAUCGAGGAGGACCGUCAUAGGGGAGGUGGAGCUGCCAAUAUUAAUUGGUCCACAUGUAUUUGAAAUUACCUUUCAGGUUAUGGACAUCAACCCAAAUUAUAGUUGUUUGCUUGGAAGACCGUGGAUUCAUGCCGCUGGGGCCGUGACUUCCACCUUGCACCAAAAAAUGAAAUUUGUUAUUGGUGAUAAGCUGGUGAUUGUGUCAGGUGAGGAAGAUCUUAUGGUAAGCCACCUCUCUUCGUUCAGUUACAUUGAGACUGAUGAGGAUGCUUUGGAAACUUCUUUCCAAGCUCUUGAAAUAGCCAACGCUGUCCUUAUAGAAGUCGAAGAACCAAAGGAGAAGGGUAUUCCAUCUUUUGCAUCAUGGAAGAAAGCAAGAUCAACCAUCGAGGAAGGAAGUCCCGAAGGUUGGGGAGAUGUUAUUGAUGUCAAACUAAAGCUAGACCGUUGUGGGUUGGGUUACAAACCAACCAAUGUCAAGAAGGAAGCAUCAACCUCCAUCGAAGGACGUCCGAAGACUAUCCAAGAAGUGUUCGUCAACACUGGAUAUCAAGUCAAUGCUAUUGAUGAAUAUCUUGAAGAUGAAGAUUUGAGCAACCUGGUGUACCAAUCUGAUGUGGCUUUGAACAAUUGGAAGGCGAUUGAAAUCCCAGAGAUGUUUCCUUUGUCAAAAAUAAAAGAAAACCAUGUUGAAUCCAAUGACUCUACUUUCCCUCUUAACUUUGAUUCACCAAUCUACCAAGCUGAAGAAGAGGGUGAGGAAGAUUGUGAUGUUCCCGACGAACUGGCAAGAUUGGUUGAGUACGAGUACACAGAUAUCCAACCACGUCAAGAGCAGGUAGAGACAAUCAACCUUGGCACCGAGGAAGCAAAGAAAGAGGUCAAGAUUGGUACAACACUUGGGGCAGACAUCAAAGAAAGAUUGGUCAAGCUUUUACAAGAAUAUGUGGAUGUGUUUGCAUGGUCGUAUCAAGAUAUGCCCGGUUUAGACACAGACAUUGUCGUUCACAAAUUACCACUCCGACCAGAUUGUCCACCAGUAAAACAAAAACUCCGAAGAACAAGACCAGACAUGGCUUUGAAGAUUCGAGAAGAGGUCAAAAGACAGUUUGAUGCUGGCUUCCUUGCAGUUGCAAAAUCAGGGAAGUUACUUGGUUUCAUUGUUAGUCAACGAGGAAUUGAAGUAGAUCCAGAUAAGGUCAGAGCGAUACAAGACAUGCCAGCUCCACAAACUGAAAAGCAAGAUCAAGCAAUUGAAUGGAAUUCUGAUUGUCAGCAAGCUUUUGAGAAGAUUAAAGGUUAUCUGCAAGAACCUCCUAUCUUGAUUCCACCCAUUCCAGGGAAGCCUCUCUUCAUGUACUUAACUGUGCUCGAAGGAUCCAUGGGUUGUAAAAAACUUGUUGUGCUUUAG